AUGUCUACGACUUCUCCCAAAGAAGAGCACCAGAGCGGCUUGCCUCUUGUUCCGUGUCAAACAUCUCCGGAGAUUAUCCAGGAAAUGGUGGCUGCCUGCGCGGUUGGCGACUUUCCAAGAUUCAAGUCGACUUUCGACACCUGGACUUGUCUCAAUCUGGAUAUACAUGAUCUUGACUCAGUCAUGAUUCAGGCUGUCAGACAGGAUCAGAAGGAUGUUGUCGCUGAACUUUUGCAGCAAGGUCUGCAAGUGCACCAAGAUUAUGCUCUACAAGCGAUAAGACAUAGAUCAAAGGAGGUUCUCAACACCCUACUGCAACAUGGAUGGAAUAUUAACAAUCCGACAAGUGCAUUGAGGCCUCCUGCACUCGGUUGUGCCGUUGACGACGAGGAGAUGACUCUUUGGCUUCUUAAUCACGGAGCCGACCCAAACAAGCAGUGUUCUAUUGACCUUACACCAUUGUCCUACGCGGUAGAAGAAGCCUCCCUCCCCACACUCAGACUGCUUCUGGACCGUGGAGGGGAUGUUCACAAAGGACAACUGCUUCACCAUGCUGUUGAACGUCAAACGAAUAUCAUCGAGGUGCUGGGCAUGCUGCUGGAGAGAGGAGCCCCUUUGAAUUCAAAGAUGUACGAGAAACACUAUCCUUCAUGGAGACUGUACUAUUUCAUGGGCUUGAGAACCCCUUUACACAAAGCAGCGGAGCUGGGCAAAGCGGAUGUUGUGCGCUAUCUGGUUGAUCAAGGCGCGGACGUUGGUAUCAAGGAUGCCAGAGACCGAAGUGCGAUGGACUGGGCUGCAUUGAACAACCAUCAAGAGAUUGUGGAGCUGCUUCACGCAGUAGAGAGAAGACAACAUCUAUGA
This is a messenger RNA of Aspergillus steynii IBT 23096, 864 nucleotides long. RefSeq names its product ankyrin repeat domain-containing protein. The transcript is spliced from 2 exons. NCBI's taxonomy places the organism in Eukaryota, Fungi, Ascomycota, Eurotiomycetes, Eurotiales, Aspergillaceae. The coding region runs from base 1 to 864 and encodes 287 amino acids. Gene Ontology annotation, molecular function: protein binding. The record is from RefSeq and is a predicted model, not a curated record.